UGAGCGGUGGCUAAACGGAUUAGAUUUUAGAUUUCUGUGUUUAUCAUGCGCUAAUAGAAGAGUACAAGUGAAGAGCCGCGUUAGGAUCGAUUCAUGGCGAACCUCUAACCUACUUUUGUAGAAGCUACUCGUUAUUUCUCUAUGCGGAGGAGGCGUGGAUUUUCUUUAAAAACGUAUGUUUGUUGAAUGAAGGUUUCCUUGUUUACGUGUUUACGACAUGGAGCUUGAAAAAUCGGCGAAUAAUAAUUGCAAGAGUAAAAAGAAGGGUACAGGCACGGAGAGCUCGAAAGAGGAUGAUUGUGAUUCGGCGGAGAGUUCAAAAAUAGAUAGGAAAGUGCUCGAAGAUUCGGAAAAGAGCGAUAAAGAACAGGAAAUUACGAAGAAAAGUGCUAAGCGUAAAAAGAAGUCCAAGAAAGGUAAUAAAGGACAAGAGAGCGCGAAGAAAAGUGAUACCGAUGCAGAAAGUGCCCAAGCGAACUGUAGGCUGAAUAAAGUACCAGUGGAGCAGAAAGAAUGUGUUCGGGAUGAAGAGAAGGAGAAAAAUUUUCUAUUAAACUCAAGAAGCGAGGAUAAAGUGCCUGAAUCUUUGAUAAACAAUGUACUAAAGCACAGUGCCCCUCUUCCAUCGACAACACCUGUGGUAAAAGGUUAUGAAUUUAACGAUGGAAUCAACUAUUCAGCUCUUUUUAAAAGUUAUAAGUACUCGGGUUUUCAAGCUACGAAUUUUGGUUUAGCUGUUGAAGAAAUCCUUCGUAUGCUCGUAGCACGUCGAAUACCUCUCGAAGAAGAUCAAGAAGAUACUUUAGAAGAGGAUGAAUUUAUCAAACGCAGACAUAGUUGUACAAUAUUUCUUGGAUAUACUUCUAAUAUGGCAUCUUGCGGAGUUAGAGAAACAAUUCGAUUUUUAGCAGAGCACAGAAUGGUCGAUUGCAUUGUAACAACAGCCGGUGGUGUUGAAGAAGAUUUUAUAAAAUGUUUAGCUCCAACUUACGUUGGAGAUUUUCAUUUAGAUGGUAAAACAUUAAGGGAUAAGGGAAUAAAUCGAAUUGGAAAUUUAUUAGUACCAAAUGAUAAUUACUGCCGUUUUGAAGAUUGGGUUAUGCCAAUUUUAGAUAAAAUGUUAGAAGAGCAGAAAAAGGGAAUCCUGUGGACUCCAUCGAAGGUUAUUGCAAGGCUAGGUGAAGAAAUCAAUAAUCGUGAUUCUAUUUAUUAUUGGGCAGCUAAAAAUAAAAUUCCAGUAUUCAGUCCAGCAUUAACCGAUGGAAGCCUGGGCGACAUGAUGUACUUUCAUUCUUUUAAGAAUCCAGGCCUUGUCAUCGAUAUUCUUUCCGAUUUGAAACGAAUAAAUACAAUAGCAAUGAAAGCUAUAAGAAGUGGCGUAAUAAUUAUUGGGGGUGGAGUUGUUAAACAUCACAUUUGUAAUGCUAAUUUAAUGAGAAAUGGUGCAGAUUUUGGUGUAUUUUUAAAUACAGCAUCAGAAUAUGAUGGGAGUGACAGUGGCGCACAACCCGAUGAAGCUAUUUCCUGGGGAAAAAUAAAAAAAGAGUCCAAAGCUGUUAAGAUUUUUGCCGAAGCAUCUCUAGUCUUCCCUUUAUUAGUCGCUGAAACUUUUGUAGCUUGGAUGGUAGAUAAUAUGUCAGAAAGCACAAAUGUUUCAGAAGACGUUGAAAGCAUCGAAGCACAACAGCCAUUUUCUUGAUCAAACAUUACGACAAUUUAAUUUUGAACAAUUUAACUAUCAAUAAACAUUAGUUAUUAGUG
Molecule: messenger RNA, 1761 nt
Organism: Ceratosolen solmsi marchali
Lineage: Eukaryota; Metazoa; Arthropoda; Insecta; Hymenoptera; Agaonidae
Gene: Dhps
Product: Deoxyhypusine synthase
Exons: 8
Coding region: 218-1699 (493 amino acids)
Biological process (GO): peptidyl-hypusine biosynthetic process
Cellular component (GO): cytoplasm
Molecular function (GO): deoxyhypusine synthase activity
Source: RefSeq, a predicted model, not a curated record